GGUCAACUUUUUCAAAAAAAUCAUCCGUUGGCAACUGCAUUAAUAGCUCCAACAGCUAUUUUUUCAAAUUUUUGAACGUUGGACUCCCUCUCUCCUAUAUAUUUGGACCCCCUCUUCUCAUUUUUACACACACAAACACAAACUUCUUCAAUCUCCUUGCAUAUUUUAUCCUCUCUAACAUUCUUUUUGAGAUUUCUUCAUCACCAUGGCCAAAGAUAAGAACAGGGCAGGAGCUUCCGGAAAAUCCAAGGCCAAAUCCCGGGCACCGGUAACCAAUCCCGAGGAUCGCAUCGACUACGGCGAUGGGACGUAUCUCUGGGCUACGACGACCUCGACGCGCAGCUUCAUCAAGCCGGCCUUUGGCCGUUUGUCUCCCAGCUUCUACUCCAACCUCCGCCGUGAGGACGACGUGCUCUACUCGCUCGUCAAGAGCACGCCGAUCGAGCUCACCGUGGAGCGGCUUGGGCGCAUCGCCGGCCUCCCCUUCCAAGGCGACGAUGUGUCACACUAUGGUGGAGAGGAUUGGGUGCUCAACAACGAGGGCCUUAUCCUCAACGAGCUUGGCAUCACCGAGCUCAAACGCCAUGCCUCAGGCCGCCCAACCAUCCACUCCGCCAAACCCGAAGGCCGCCUGGUCCUCUACAUCGUCACCCGAAUCCUCAAAC
Molecule: messenger RNA, 665 nt
Organism: Cuscuta campestris
Lineage: Eukaryota; Viridiplantae; Streptophyta; Magnoliopsida; Solanales; Convolvulaceae
Source: the annotation of a GenBank genome assembly